Myripristis murdjan (pinecone soldierfish) is the source of this 3138-nucleotide messenger RNA. RefSeq lists its product as uncharacterized. Lineage: Eukaryota; Metazoa; Chordata; Actinopteri; Holocentriformes; Holocentridae. Gene Ontology annotation, molecular function: nucleic acid binding. The record is from RefSeq and is a predicted model, not a curated record. Gene Ontology annotation, biological process: DNA integration.
AUGGAAGCUGAAGAGGACACAGAAUUAGAGGUGUUUGCCAUUUUAACUGUUACAAGUGAGGAUGAGGAUCUGUAUAAAGAAACAUUCUCUGUAGCUGAUGUUAAUUUGGAAAUGGAAAUUGAUACUGGGGCGGCAAGAAGUGUCAUAUCAGAGGCAACAUACAAAAGGAAAUUCUCGCACCUGCCACUGGGAAGAGCUAAGGUUAAGCUUAAAGCUUAUAAUGGAGGCCGCAUCCCUGUGUGGGGACAGAUCACAGUCAACGUGGUCUAUGAGGGGCAAACUGCAUACUUGCCACUUUUAGUCGUAAAGGGACAUGGAUCAUCACUGUGUGGCAGAAAUUGGCUUAAAGUGCUCCAUCUUAACUGGCAGCAGAUCAAGUAUCUAAAUGAGACAAAAUGCUGUUCACUUAAGGAAGUGUUAGAGAAGUAUGCUGAAGUGUUCAGUGAAGAACUGGGGACUCUUAAAGACAUUAAAGCCUCUAUCAUUGUCAAGCCUGAGGUGCUCCCCAAGUUUUGCAAACACAGACCCCUCCCAUUUGCUAUGAAGGACAGAGUGGAAAAAGAGCUCAAGAGGCUAGAAGAAGCAAACAUAAUAUCACCUGUUAAGCACAGUGAAUGGGCAGCACCGAUAGUGCCAGUAGAGAAAAGAGACAAGUCACUUCGCCUAUGUGGUGAUUAUAAGGUAUCAGUGAAUCAGGCACUGGAAACAGACACCUACCCCUUGCCACGGUUAGAGGAGCUGUUAGCUACCCUCAGCGGAGGAAAAAUCUUCUCAAAGAUAGAUCUGGCAGCAGCUUACCAGCAAGUGUUACUGGAUGAUGACUCUAAAAAAUACACUACCAUCAACACCCAUAGGGGGCUGUUUGUGUAUAAUAGACUUCCUUUUGGGGUUAGCUCUGCACCCUCUAUCUUUCAGCGUAUCAUGGAAAACCUCAUGAAGGACCUACCAGUGGUGGUUUUCCUGGAUGACCUGCUCAUCAUGGGGCGCUCAGAGAAGGAGCACCUUUACAACCUGCAGAAGGUCCUGCAACGCCUUCAGGAAAACGGCCUAAGAGUGAAGCGCUCAAAGUGUGAGUUUAACAAAACUCAAGUAGAGUACCUAGGCCACAUUUUGGAUGCAGGUAUUCACCCUUCAAAAGAUAAGGUGAGAGCAAUACAGGAAGCUCCUGCUCCUACUAAUGUGAAAGAGCUCCAGGCUUUUUUGGGACUUGUUAAUUAUUAUGGAAGAUUUGUGCCACAGCAAAGCACGGUCUUAGCCCCACUGUAUAAACUGCUCAGGGAACAUGCAACUUGGAAAUGGACAGAGGUUGAGCAGGCUGCUUUUGCUAAGUGUAAAGAGUUGCUGACAAGUGACCAAGUCUUGGCGCACUAUGACCCCAGCCUGCCACUCACCUUAGCAUGUGAUGCCUCAGCUUAUGGCAUCGGGGCUGUUAUUCAACAUACAAUGCCUAAUGGGGAGGAACGACCAAUCGCUUAUGCUUCCCGGACACUAUCCCCGGCGGAAAAGAAAUAUUCUCAGAUAGAGAAGGAAGCUCUGGGACUGAUUUAUGGAGUAAAGAAAUUCCACCAGUACUUGUGGGGUAGACAUUUUAAUUUGGUUACUGACCAUCGCCCCCUCCUAACACUGUUUGGUGAACACAAGAGUCUGCCUACACUGGCAGCGGCACGCAUUCAGCGCUGGGCAAUAAUAUUGUCUGCAUAUGACUAUCACAUUGUUUACCAUAAAUCUGAGGAGCACAGCAAUGCAGAUGGGCUUUCCCGUUGUCCUUUACCUGAGACCAGUGACUCAGGAACUGCUGUGAGUUCAGCUGUAGUCCACUCACUGCUUACUGAGCAUCUUCAGGGUGCCCCACUUAAUGCCACACAAAUUGCAAGGGCAACACGCAUGGACAGUGAGCUGUCCAGGGUCUACAAGUAUGUUAUGGAAGGCUGGCCUACACAGAUGGAGGAAAACCUUAAAGUGUUUUUCACAAAGAGAAAUGAGCUGUCCACAGAGCAAGGUUGUGUCUUAUGGGGGACCAGAGUCGUUGUACCCUCAAAAAUGAGAAAAGCUGUGUUACAGGAAAUCCACUCAGGGCACCAAGGCAUGGUAAAAUCAAAAGCUCUAGCCCGCAAAUAUGUGUGGUGGCCCAACAUUGAUUGUGACGUGGAACAAAUCUGCAAAGAAUGUGAGACAUGCCAGCUGGAACAAAAAAUGCCUCGGCAGGUUCCACUCCAUCCUUGGGAGUUUCCAGGUGAGUCCUGGAAGAGACUGCACAUAGACUUUGCGGGACCUUUCCUGAACAGUAUGUUUAUGAUAGUUGUGGAUUCAUAUACCAAGUGGUUGGAGGUGUUUCACAUGUCACAAAUCACUUCUCAUGCUACCAUUACAAGGCUGAAGAGACUCUUUUCAUCCUAUGGUCUUCCUGAGCAAAUUGUGACAGACAACGCGACCACUUUCACUUCAGAGGAGUUCCAGACCUUUGUCAUGCAGAACGGAAUUCUGCACACCACAAGUGCCCCAGGUCAUCCAGCAACAAAUGGCCUAGCAGAGAGGUAUGUUCAGACAUUUAAAGCAGGUAUGAAAAAGCUUGCUACUACUCCUCUUAACAUCGAGGACAAACUUUCACUGUUCCUGUUGCAAUAUCGCACCACACCCAACUGCACAACUGGUCAGUCUCCAGCAGACCUAUUUCUUCACAGACACAUCAGAACAAGGCUGGAUUUCCUCAAGCCUUGCACGAAAGACACUGUGCGCAUGAAACAGUAUCAACAAAAGCAAAACCAUGACCGCACAGCUGCAGACCGUUCCUUCAGUGUGGAUGAUGCUGUAUACCUGCGUAACACAGGGGGAGGAGCUCACAGGUGGAUUCCUGGACUGGUGGUGAGACAGACGGGCCCUGUGUCCUAUGUAGUCAGAGAGCAGGACACUGACACAGUACACAGACGCCAUGGAGAUCAGCUUCGAGCUCGAGUCAUUACUGGACCUGAGUCAUGCUCUAUGGAAUCACCGGCAGAACGGGCUGAGGGUGAAAAGGGCACAGAGCCUAAAGGAACUGUUGACUUUACCAGGCAGCCCUCAGUGCUUCUAGAACCAGAACCGGUGGCUCUGAGGCGCUCUACUCGAGUGUGUAAACCUCCACAGCGAUACCAGGAAUAA